UGCAAGUAUGUUAUAUGCGUGCACCAAUAUGCCAGAAUGGAAUCCAAUAUUCAGGCAUAACUCCGUCGCACUGAUGGUUUGCUUGUUUGCUUGUUUGUUUGUUUUUUAAAGAGGACAACGACAAGCGUACGUGACACGAAAACCCUUAGGCAGAUGCUCACUGGAGAACAUGAAAACUCCUGAUGCUUGCACCAAAUAUGUGUCAUCUCCACGGAUGUAAGCGAUACCAACUCUGUGUCAUGCAGGCGUGCUGAAUGGGGGCUGCUACCGAAGCAGCCCUAAGGUGGGGACGAGAGAUUCUCAAGGGAGCAAUUCUUUGACUCUCGCACUCAGACCAGCCGCGAGCUUCCAGGAGGUUGCUGGCAAUGGCCUUCCCGCAAAACUGGUUGAAUCUUGAAAGUGUCUCAGCGUACACCCUGUUUUCAUGGGUUACCGGUGCUUGCACGUGCACGGUUUGAAAGUUCCACGUAAAAGAGACGCGCACGCGUCCGGUGGGCGCAGGGCACCAGACCGGAAGUGGAGGCAGAGGCCUGGUGCACUCACGUGGUCACCGCGCGGCACGAGCCUGAAGCUGGGCACGUGGGCGGGGGAGAGUACGCAGUGCGCAUGUGCAGCAACCAAAAUCCCGGAGGUCACGUCGUCGACGUCGGCCUCCUCCUGUAGUCGUCGUCCACGGCACUGACUCUGACUCGCGUGAGUGAGUGAGGCCCUUCCCGCUGACAGGGCCUGGGUACGUCACGAUGCAGCGAGGGUUAGAGCAAGCCCUUGACCGUGCAGAGGAGGUCAUUGCGAGGGCCCGGCAGAGACCCCCGGAAAGGAGAGCCCCUUCGGGCGAGGAGAAGUCUCUCCAUGAAAAGCUUUAUGACAUUUAUGUGGAAGAAUGUGGCAGAGAGCCCGAGGACCCCGAGGAACUCACAACCAGCUCCAACCUGCUAGAGAAGCUGGUUAGCAGAGAGUCGUUGCCGUGCCUAGUGUUCAGCCUGUACCCCGGAGAUAAGGGCUAUUCUGUGAUGCUGGAUGACAAAAGUGGGUCCUUUUCAGAGACCAUUUCGCUGCCCUAUGGAGAAAGUAAACUGUUGGAGUACUUGGAUGCACAACAGUUACCUCCUGUUCUGCUCGACCUCCUGAGCACCUCUCAGAUGAACCUUUUCCACAGUGGCUGCGUCAUAGCAGAAAUCCGAGACUACAGGCAGUGUGGGGGCCUGGACUCUCCUGUGUACAAAAGUAGGCAUAUUCUCUUACGUCCGACGAUGCAGACCUUAGUGUGUGAUGUAGAGGCCAUUGCAAGUGACAACCCUCCAUGGACACAGCAAGACAAGCUCACCCUUGAGAGCCAACUGGCCUUGGCUACAGCAGAACCACUGUGUCUGGACUCUUCUGUGGCAGUAGCCUGCACUGCCGACAGACUGCUGUUUAGCACGAAUGCUGCACCAAUGAUACAGUGCUUCAAGAGACGUCAGAGACCCAACCUGAGUCUGCUGGGGGAAUUGUCUCAUCAGGCUCCUCCCCCUGACUUCCAAGUACUGACUUUUGCAAAAAAAAUACAAGAAGGGAAAGCAAGUCAGGGAUACAGUGUGACAAUUACAGCCCAGAAUUAUGUAGACAAAUGGAAACAGAGACUCUGUGACCUGAACUUGCCUUCUGAAAUUGAUGCGGACAAAUAUGCCACAGGAAAGACAGGUCCCCUACCUGGUGAUGUACCACGACAUUGUUGGCCACCUCUUGUGCUAGAAUAUGAUUGUUUGUUUGAUUUGGAAAAGGAAAUUCAGGCACCAGAAAUAGACCCAAGCAUUGUGCUGUUAGGUAAUGAUCCACUUUGGUGUGAUAUGGUAGAUCCACCAAAAUUUCUCCUCCAGAGCGAGAAGCAUCCCACACACAUCGCCACUGGUGACCAUUCAGGCAGUCUCAGAGCUAGAUCAAAGACUGAUUCUGGGAGGGCAGUCAGCACAUGCCAGGAGUCUGUGCAGAGCACAGCUGCAUAUGCAGGCAAGAUGGCAUCAGGCCCCAGUGUUUCAGGCAGUGUCAGUCAACCCCUUCCAGGGGCAAAGCCAAAACACCCUAUGACCUCAGUGUUAAAGGAGUCUUCAGCAUCCACAAAAGAAGUUAGUCCAGAAGCUCCACUCUUCACACUUGCCGCCAGCUCUGGACAGUGUUCAUCAGGUCAAGAUCUCCCUGUACUACAGGACAGCAGCUCCUGGACAUUUCCACCUCUUGCUCCUGGUGCCAUGCCAGCCAGACUUUCUCAGACAUGUGGUGUAAGUCUCAGAGAAAUUAGCUCACUUCUUCCUCCUGCCCAGCCCCUUGAUAAUGCGUCAUCUCAAGGAACCCUGAUGACCCAGAACCCAGCCAGCUCCACUAGCCUGGAGGUUGUCAGUGUUACGGGCCCAGCGCAGCAAGCCCCAGUUUUGGUGAGUGGUUCACAGCCGAUGCUGCAGAGUCCCACUGAUUCUCUCGCUCCUGGAGGAAUCCUGCUCCAUGACCUUGUGAGCCCAGAAGGCCUGCAGCCCAGUACAUCGUUGGGUGGGUCGCAGUCACCUGCUGAGAGAAGUGUUUUACUUGAUAUUAGUGAUCUUAUCUCCUUAAUUCUACCCCAACUUCCAGAUGGCUCUGUCAUUUCGUCCCCACAGUCACAUUCUGAGGAGCUCCAGCCCCAGCUCAUGCUGGAGCUCGAGCUUGAGCCUGAGCCCAAGCCCCAGCUCCAGCCUCAGCCUGAGCCUAACAGCUCCAGCCCCAACCCAAACCUCAACCCCAUCCCCAGUCCUAUCACCAGCCUGAGCUCUGUCAGUGGAUUCCACAACAGCCUCAGCACCAACUUGAACCCCAACUGGAACCCCAACCGCAGCCCAAGCUGUAUCAGUUUCUACAGCAGACCCAAAUCCAACGAGAACCACAACCUGAAUUCCAACCCCAGCCCCAGCCCCAACCCCAACCUGAGCUGCAUCAAUGGAUUCUACAGCAGACCCAGCCCCAACCCCAACCCCAGCCUGAGCUGUUUCAGUGGAUUCCACAACCGCCCCAGCCCUAACUUAAACCCCAACCUGAAUCCAAGCUGUAUAAGUAUCCACAACGCAUCAGCACCCCACUACUUCUCUUCCACCACAGCCUGUCCCACAGGCUUCUGUCCAAGGUAUACCAGGUUCCUCCCACUCUGCAACAACAGCUGCAGCCCCAUGGGCACGUGCAGGGGCAGGGGGCUGCACCCAGUGUCUGUAGUGACAGUGGCUCCUCAGGCCUCUCAGAUACCCCACUGUGGCCACAUCAACAGUAGCAUCAGCAGAGGCUUGCCAGCCACCUCAAAGUCCUAA
Fukomys damarensis (Damara mole-rat) is the source of this 3305-nucleotide messenger RNA. RefSeq names its product transcription factor SPT20 homolog. Lineage: Eukaryota; Metazoa; Chordata; Mammalia; Rodentia; Bathyergidae. Gene Ontology annotation, biological process: regulation of transcription by RNA polymerase II. The record is from RefSeq and is a predicted model, not a curated record. Gene Ontology annotation, molecular function: transcription coregulator activity. Gene Ontology annotation, cellular component: SAGA complex.